Molecule: messenger RNA, 2449 nt
Organism: Chroicocephalus ridibundus (black-headed gull)
Lineage: Eukaryota; Metazoa; Chordata; Aves; Charadriiformes; Laridae
Gene: AGK
Product: acylglycerol kinase
Exons: 15
Coding region: 100-1374 (424 amino acids)
Biological process (GO): phosphorylation; ceramide biosynthetic process; sphingosine biosynthetic process
Cellular component (GO): mitochondrion; membrane; cytoplasm
Molecular function (GO): ATP-dependent diacylglycerol kinase activity; ceramide kinase activity; acylglycerol kinase activity
Source: RefSeq, a predicted model, not a curated record
CCAGCCGGGACGGAUCCGGCGGCUGCAGCGGCGGCGCUUCUGGGUUCCCGCCGGCCCAUCCUGAGGGAGGGGGCGGCGGCCGGUUGGCCCCGGGGCGGCAUGGCCAGGGUGGUGAAGGUCCUGACGACCCUGAGGAAUCACUGGAAGAAAACGACGUUCGGGGUCUGCCUGCUGAGCUGGGGCGGGCACUGGCUCUAUGGGAAGCACUGUGAUAACCUGCUACGAAGAGCUGCGUGCCAAGAAGCCCAGGCUUUUGGUAACGAGCUGAUCCCUUCCAGUAUGCCGUUGAAGAAAGCAACAGUGUUCCUCAACCCAGCAGCUUGCAAAGGCAAAGCCAGGAACCUUUUUGAAAAGAAUGCUGCUCCAAUUUUGCACUUAUCUGGCUUGGAUGUAACGGUGGUUAAGACUGAUUAUGAGGGACAAGCGAAAAAGCUGCUGGAAUUGAUGGAAAACACUGAUCUGAUCAUUAUUGCAGGAGGAGAUGGCACAGUACAGGAGGUCGUAACUGGACUUCUCCGCAGAGCAGAUGAGGCUGUCUUCAGUAAGAUUCCUAUAGGAUUCAUACCUCUUGGGAAGACCUGCACUCUGAGCAACACGCUCUACCCUGAGAGCACGAACCAAGUCCAACAUAUUACUAAUGCUACGUUGGCCAUUUUGAAGGGAGAGACAGUUCCACUUGAUGUCUUGCAGAUCAAGGGAGAAAAGGAACAGCCUGUAUUUGCAGUGACUGGUUUAAGAUGGGGAUCUUACAGAGAUGCAGGAGUUAAAGUUAGCAAGUACUGGUACCUUGGGCCUCUGAAAACCAAAGCAGCUCACUUUUUCAGUACAUUUAAGGAAUGGCCUCAGAAACAUCAAGCUGCUCUCAUGUAUCUGGGUCCAACUGAGAGACCUCCAGAAGAGCCAGAGGAGAAACCGUCCAGACCUCCUUUGUAUGUGAGGCUUUACAGACGACUUCGGUUAUACUGGGCAUCUCCUCCAAAAGAAAUCCCCCAGGAGGUAACCCCGGAGGACUGGGAAGAACUGAAUCUAUCCACCAUUGAGCUUUCCAUUGCAACUCAGAACAGGCAGCUUGAUCUGACACGCACUGAAGACUUCAUGGAUAUUUGCAUCGAAGCAGAUACUGUCAGCAAAGGACAGUUCGUGAACAGAGGAAGUCAAAAGAUGCGUGAUCCACAUGCGUGCCCUGCAGGGAGUCAGUGCAUCCAAGCCAGCAGAUGCAUCUUGCAGCUUCCAGAGGGCACUGAGGGAUCCUUUGGCAUUGAUAAUGAAGAGUAUGAAGCUAUGCCUGUGGAGGUGAAGCUAUUACCCCGCAAACUCCGGUUCUUCUGUGAUCCCAGAAUGAGAGAGCAGAUGCUCCAUGCAGCAGUACAAUGAGAAUUUAUGUCAAAGGGACCAAGGUUUACCAGUCUUAUCAGGGUCUCUUCAAGGCACACGAGACCUCACUGACUUGAUAAGCCCCACCAGACUGAUAAGCCAUUUGGCUAUUUUUAAGCACAAGGUAUUUCCAGUGGAAGAAGCUAAUUUGGCUAGUCUCAAAGGGGUUAAAAAUGCAAAUGAAAAUGCUAAGAAAUGCAUGGUAAUUUGAUGGCAUCUCUUUUUCCCCCCAAAGAAGUCAUCAGUGUUCCAUUUACAGCACUGCAGGCUGAGUGCUGUGUGCCAGAUGCUACUGCUUUAAUGCAAUUGUAUAUUAAAGUAAAAUGAAAGCACACUUGUCAUUGUGUUUUAAGAGUUUAGGUCUACUUUACCUAUGUAUAAAUCUCGCAAAACCUGGGAUCUUUUGAAAAAUUUAUUUUGGGGGAGUAAUGUGAGGGAGGUCUAUGAAAUGUUGGAAUUGCCACAUUAAAACAGGUGGUUGGUUAUCUACUCUGUCACAAAAUAACUUUGAGAUCGGUGAUACAAAGCUUCAGAUGAAGUUUAAAAACUCCCCGUAUGUAUCUGGAUAAGAUAUUUGUGUUGUUUUCUUCAUCUUGCCAGAUUCAACAGCACAGAGUUCCAGUUAAUAAUAUAGUAGAAAUACAUUCCUUGAUUUUAGGUAUGUUAUAGAGAAGCAAACUGGAAAAUGUCAUAACUGACCCACAGCUGUAUGAAGUACAUGUGGAAAGACUCUUUAACAAGUCACAUGAGUCUUUUUUGUAAGUAUUCCUUUUAUUCCUGUAGUAGUAUAACACAAAUAAGGGCAUCCAAAUAACAUUUUUAUUCCUUGUACCUGGUUGCUCUUCUCUUUAAUGUAAACAGUGCUCAUCACUCCUUAUGCAACCUACAUUCCCUGGAGCUGGUGCUGUAAUUAGUUUUGUUGCUUUUCUGAGCUUUUGUUUAUAGCUUCACUUUAAUUGCUGAAAGGAAAUAUUAUUGACUUGGGCAAGGUUAUCUGUUGCCCUUCUUAUUAUAACUUAAAAGUUCACAUGAUUCUGCCUUGCUUACUGGAAGAAAAAAAAUUGAUCCUUAUUUU